This is a messenger RNA of Knipowitschia caucasica, 1695 nucleotides long. The record is from the annotation of a GenBank genome assembly. Lineage: Eukaryota; Metazoa; Chordata; Actinopteri; Gobiiformes; Gobiidae.
AUGCUGUUCCCCCUCUUUGUGGUUGUCUUGGUUUUGUCCUGUGAAAUUGGGGGUCUGUCUCUGGGGGUGAGGGCAGACUUCAAUUGGCUUCUACUCAAAGGCACGGCAACUAAAUUCUCUUUAGUUGAUUUGAGCGGCUGUUCUGGACCCAGCCACAUGGAGCCCUGUUCGCUGCUGCUGGGGCUCCUCCUCGCGGCAGGAUUUCUCUGUGGGGCCCAGACUCAGAGUGGUCCUUCAGACAGAGGUCAGGGCAAGGCUGGCACACAGGAGUUCGACAACAGUGACGCCGGUUUAGAAAGAGAAUUUCUUUACACCGGGAGGAGUAAGCGCGCUCCAGCUGAACCUCCCCAGGACAAAUGCUCCUACACCUUCAUAGUGCCCCAACAGAAAGUCACAGGUGCCAUAUGUGUGAACUCCAAGGAACAAGAGGCUACGCUGGAGAGCCGGGUCAACAAGCAGGAGCUGGAGUUGCUCAAUGUGGAGCUGCAGAAACAGAAGCGUCAGAUUGAGACGUUGCAGCAGCUGGUGGAAGUGGACGGAGGCAUCGUGACUGAGGUCAAACUGCUGAGGAAAGAGAGUCGCAACAUGAACUCGCGGGUCACACAGCUGUACAUGCAGCUGCUGCACGAGAUCAUCCGCAAGAGAGACAACGCACUGGAGCUGGCGCAAAUGGAGAACAAGAUCUUGAACCAGACGUCCGAGAUGCAGAUGAUCACGAGCCGCUACAAAGACCUGGAGCACAAGUACCUGCACUUGGCGUCACUGGCCACAAACCAGUCCAAUCUCAUCUCUCUGUUGGAGGAGCAGUGCCAAUCACGACCCGCUGUGAGGCAAGUUCCUGUCCCUCAGCCACGCCCACAGCCCCGCCCACAGCCUCCAGCCGUGUCACCUCCACUGAUCAAGCCUCCAGUGCCACCACGCAUCAACAACCAGAUCACCAACGAGAUCCAGAGUGACCAGAAGUCCCUCUCUCCUCUGCCCACGAUGCCGACAGGAACGCAAGGCCCUACGACCACAAACAAGCCCUCUGGACCGUUUAAAGACUGCCUGGGAGCCCUGGAGGACGGCCAAACCAACAGUGGCAUGUAUUUGGUGAAACCCGAGGGGAGUAACAAGCUGAUGCAGGUGUGGUGUGACCAGCGCCACGACCCCGGCGGCUGGACGGUCAUUCAGAGGCGUUCGGACGGUUCUGUCAACUUCUUCAGGAACUGGGAAACAUACAAGCAAGGUUUUGGCAACAUAGACAGCGAGUACUGGCUGGGUCUCGAGAACAUCUACUGGCUGACGAACCAGGGCAACUACAAGCUGCUGGUGACCCUGGAGGACUGGUCGGGGAGGAAGGUGUUCGCGGAGUACGCCAGCUUCAGGGUGGAGAACGAGGCUGACUUCUACAAGCUCCGGAUCGGCCGUUACCAUGGAAACGCCGGGGACUCGCUCACCUGGCACAACGGCAAGCAGUUCACCACGCUGGACCGGGACCACGACACAUACACGGGAAACUGUGCACAUUACCAGAAGGGGGGCUGGUGGUACAACUCUUGUGCCCACUCAAACCUCAACGGAGUUUGGUAUCGAGGAGGACACUAUCGCAGCCGUUACCAGGACGGAGUCUACUGGGCAGAAUUCAGGGGCGGAGCCUAUUCACUGAAGAAAGUGACGAUGAUGGUCCGGCCAAACCCCAACACCUUCCAUUAG